GAAUAAUAACCAAAACCACCAUCUCCCUCCCAUUUCUCCUCUUCUCCUUCUCUCUUCUGUCUGCGCGUGGGAGCUCCGAUAAAUUCGCUCCCCGAUUCGAAAUGAACAUCACUAUUCGGAUUGCUAGUGCUUUGCGAUAGUCACAGAUCUUUCAAAUCCUAAUACUGUGGUUUUAGAAACUGUCAUUUUUAUGAAACCUCCUUGGCUGAUUGCAUUUUUUGUUGGGGCUUGAAAUACCUUAUGUCCUGCUGGAUUGACUUUACCCAUUUUUUAUGCCAUUUAAUGCAGUUGAGAUCAUUUAGGCCCUAAAUAUCAACACUGAAAGUGAACGAUGGAUAUUGCGGAGGUUGAAGAAAAUAUGUUCGCAGCAAGUGAUGCAAAGUUACAUGGAGAAUUGUGCAAGGCUCUUUCAGCAACAUAUUGCAAAGUAUUGUCAAUAUUUCCAUCUUUGGAAGCAGCUAGGCCCAGGAGCAAAUCUGGGAUCCAGGCACUAUGUUCAUUGCAUGUGGCGUUAGAGAAGGCCAAGAAUGUUCUUCAACAUUGUUCCGAGUGUAGUAAGCUUUAUUUGGCUAUAACUGGGGAUUCUGUUGUUCUAAAAUUUGAGAGAGCUAAAUGUGCUCUUGAAAAUAGUCUUAAAAGGGUGGAAGAUAUCGUCCCACAAUCUAUUGGAUGUCAGAUUCAAGAGAUUGUGAGUGAACUUGAAAGUAUGGAAUUGGCACUUGACCCAAUGGAGAAGCAAAUUGGUGAUAAUUUAAUUGCUUUGCUCCAGCAGGGGAGAAAGUUUAACGACUCUACUGAUAGUAGUGAGCUUGAAUGUUUUCACCAGGCUGCUACUAGACUAGGAAUCACAUCUUCUAGAGCAGCUCUUACUGAAAGAAGAGCUCUCAAGAAACAUAUUGAAAGAGCUCGGGCUGAAGAUGACAAGCGAAAGGAAUCAAUUGUCGCAUAUCUUUUACACCUCAUGAGGAAAUACUCUAAGUUAUUUAGAAGUGAGUUUUCUGACGAUAAUGAUUCUCAGGGUUCUACUCCUUGUUCUCCCACUGUUAUGGGCUCCACGGAAGAAUGUGUUGCUGGUGGUCAUUCCCAAGCCUUUGACCGACAGCUCUCAAAACUUAGUUCUUUUAAUUUUAAGCCAAAUAAUAGAAAAUCAGGGCAAAUGCCCCUUCCACCAGAGGAGUUAAGGUGUCCGAUAUCUCUGCAACUCAUGUAUGAUCCUGUUAUAAUUGCUUCUGGGCAAACUUAUGAGAGGGUUUGCAUAGAGAAAUGGUUGUGCGAUGGGCACAACACCUGCCCAAAGACUCAACAGAAACUUGCACAUGUAUCAUUGACCCCUAAUUACUGUGUUAAGGGUCUUGUUUCUAGUUGGUGUGAACAAAAUGGAGUUCCUAUUCCUGAUGGCCCUCCAGAAUCUCUAGAUUUUAACUACUGGAGAUUAGCAUUAUCUGAGUCUGAAUCAACAAAUUCGAGAUCUGUGAACAGUGUCAACUCUUGCAAAUUGAAGGGUGUCAAAGUGGUUCCUUUAGAAGAGACGGGGGUCUCACAGGAAGCUGGAGAAAAUGGAACUGAAAUUUUGUCUGCACAAGAGGAAGAUACUGAGCAGUAUCUUGGUUUUCUGAAAGUCUUGACUGAAGGGAACAGUUGGAAAAGGAAAUGUAAGGUGGUUGAAAGGUUAAGGCUUUUGCUGAGGGAUGAUGAAGAAGCCAGGAUUUUUAUGGGGGCAAAUGGGUUUGUUGAAGCACUUCUGCAGUUUCUGCAAUCAGCAGUGUCUGAAGGGAAUGUGACAGCUCAAGAAAGUGGAGCAAUGGCCCUCUUUAACCUUGCUGUAAAUAACAACAGGAAUAAGCAGAUCAUGUUAGCGGCAGGACUAUUAUCAUUGCUAGAGGAAAUGAUCUCUAAUUCCUCCUCCUGUGGCUGUGCAACGGCCCUCUAUCUGAAUCUCUCUUGCCUUGAAGAAGCCAAGCGUAUGAUUGGCAUGAGUCAAGCUGUUCAGUUCCUCAUCCAGCUUCUGUGUCAGCCUGACAUUGAAGUCCUGUGCAAGCAAGAUUCCCUUCAUGCAUUGUAUAAUCUAUCUACUGUACCCUCCAAUAUUCCAAACCUCCUUUCAUCAGGCAUCAUCAAUGGCCUUCAAUCCCUCCUUGCAGGCCAGGGUGAUAGUGUGGGGACGGAAAAAUGCAUAGCUAUUUUGAUCAAUUUGGCUCAUUCUCAGUUGGGAAGGGAGGAAAUGAUAUCAUCUCCGGGGCUCAUAGGCGCAUUGGCUACCAUACUGGACACGGGUGAGCUCGUUGAGCAAGAGCAAGCUCUAUCUUGUCUAUUAAUUCUAUGUAACAGGAAUGAAAUAUGUAGCCAGAUGGUCCUGCAAGAAGGUGUAAUACCUGCAUUGGUUUCAUUAUCAGUGAAUGGUUCCUCAAGAGGAAGAGAGAAAGCUCAGAAACUCUUGAUGCUGUUCAGGGAGCAGCGACAGCGAGACAAUUCACCUCCCAAGACACACCAGUUUCCGCCAGAAACUGAUGACAUAGAGAUGCCGCCUCCCGAAGCAAAACCGUUGUGUAAGUCAAUGUCUAGGAGAAAAAUGGGGAGGGCGCUUAGCUUUUUAUGGAAAACCAAGAGCUAUUCUGUUUACCAGUGUUAGGAUCCUUGUGUUGUAAAUUUCUGCUUGUAUCUCUAGUUUUCUUCCCUGCGCUGAUCCCACGCCACUAGUGCCUUUUUUUCUUUACUUUUCCUUCCUUUUUUGGGGUCUUCCUAGCGAAGAAGAGAUGUACAGUCCUGUGUAAUUUAUGGAUUUUGUUUUCUUCUGUUCCUCUGUUCAUUGUAAUAUUAAAAAGUGAUAGAUUCAAAAAUGGAGAGGUAGUUUGUGA
Messenger RNA from Neltuma alba, 2855 nucleotides. Its product is annotated as U-box domain-containing protein 45-like. Lineage: Eukaryota; Viridiplantae; Streptophyta; Magnoliopsida; Fabales; Fabaceae. The record is from RefSeq and is a predicted model, not a curated record. Gene Ontology annotation, biological process: protein ubiquitination. Gene Ontology annotation, molecular function: ubiquitin-protein transferase activity; protein binding. Bases 332 to 2629 code for a protein of 765 amino acids. The transcript is spliced from 7 exons.